UACAGCUUUCCCACUGUCCCAGGUCUCAACAUCAACUUGAACAUUACCUGCGAUCUUGUAGUGAUCCACAAAAACUUUUGGCGUCCUAGCGCUGCGCUUUUAUUGUUUUCUAUCGAAGUUUCAGUGAAUAUAUGCUAUGGGUUUGAUACCGCCGGAAGUUCAGGACCUCAUCAUCCGUGACCUCGACCCUCAGGGACGAUCGCGUUACUCCUUGAUGAACAAGGAGAGUUAUCACACUGUAACCAACUUCAAUCAACGAGCCUUCCGGAUUGAACAAGUGCUCGCACCCUUUUUCGAUCAAACAGAAAUCGACGAGCUUCGUUUGCUUCAGUAUCGCACUGGGAUCCUUAUCUCUGGGUCUACUGCGUUGCAGUUUUUCGACCUUGUUGUGUAUCCAGACUCUGACCUUGACCUAUAUGUCGAACUAAGGCAUUGCCGACCCCUGGCAGAGUUUCUUGCAAGCGUCGGUUAUCAGUUUCAACCUACGCCACGACAGAGAUCCACAUUCGAUGGUGCUCUGGCAUUUACUCUUUCGCUCAAUUUUGCAGGAACGCAAAACUUGCACGAUGACGAAGAAGAUUUUCAGGGAUACGUGAACAAUGGUAUUGCAUCUGUGUACAACUUCAGCCGAGGUGGAAAACGAAUUCAAGUGAUCACCUCGCAUACAUGCUCGAUGGAUGUCAUACUGUCUUUCCACUCCACUUGUGUCAUGAAUAUCAUCACUUACUCUCAUGCGUACGCGCUUUAUCCUCGCGCUACAUUCCUGGAUCGUGUUUCCAUGACGAAUGCCUUGUUCUCUACCCAAGACCAUCGUCACGGGUUGGCCCGGGCAAAGUAUGCUGGACGAGGGUGGACCAUGAUAGAAAGGCCCUCCAUUGCGAUGUCUCUCCGCCGACGAUCAGAGUUCUGGUUUGGUGGACGAUCUGUUGGAGACUCCGCGUGCUGGAUAAUCCCGCUCUCUCCCAUCAAAAACAUUUCAGUUCCAAAUGUCGAUUUUGCGCGCAUUAAUUCCUGGUCCCACAACUUCGACGUGUCCAAAUCGCGUCUCGUGAGAUGCCCCAGGACGCAUGGCAAACUCAAAUAUGGUUAUUCCCUAUCCAAGUCCACGAAGACCCUGGAAAAGUUAUUUCAGUCGCUCGAUGACAUAGAAGCAUUCCGACGUAGUAAUCAAGCUAUCGAUGAAGACUCAGUCGACAGGGAAUGGGCUUUCUGGGUUCAUCAUUUUGUGGACAAAAACCUUAAGGCACCCGAAGAAGAUGCUCGCAUAGAUCAAAUUCGGGUUCAGCUUUUAGACGUCUACGCUAAUCAAAUACCAACAUUCGAAAAUCGAAAAGGCCUUAUAACUCCUCAUACGAUGACUGUGUCUACAUUGUUAGGAGAACUCGUCGAACUUGACAAAUUUUUCCUUCAACUGUUCCAUGAUAAUCCCACAUAUGAAUUCACGUUUAAACUUAGCGACUACACGAAUUACAUAUGGACCAAUGUCAAGGUGAUUCUCCCAGCUGAACACAAACUCAAACAGGGAGAUGAAGCAGUCACCUAUUGGGCCAAUAACAAAAUGAUUACGAACCUGAAAUUCUGCAAAGUUGGCCUUAUCAUUGACGGGUAUCCCGGUAAUCCUACAAAUUGUCUACGAGUUGCUGUUCCACCGCUCUUAUUCCAGAACUGAUGAAUUCCUCUACUCCAUAAGAACCUUGCCGUACGCUUUGCCAUAUGUAUGAUAGUGCUUCAGUAUCUGUAGAUGUUGAAAUGGACAAACAAAUGCGACGAUUUUAAGGAUAUGCAGUUGGAGAAAGCGAAUUAAACCGGCCGGUGCGAAAGCCGAAAGCGGUCAAUGAG
Lentinula edodes (shiitake mushroom) is the source of this 1839-nucleotide messenger RNA. RefSeq lists its product as uncharacterized. Lineage: Eukaryota; Fungi; Basidiomycota; Agaricomycetes; Agaricales; Omphalotaceae. The transcript has 5 exons. The record is from RefSeq and is a predicted model, not a curated record. Bases 137 to 1669 code for a protein of 510 amino acids.